AUGACCCUAGAGGACAUUCACGAAGUCAUACGACAAUUCGUGACCGCCGCCCGUCUCGCCUCCGAGGCGGGUUUUGCGGGGAUAGAACUACACGCUGCACAUGGCUACCUCCUGGCUCAAUUCCUCUCGCCCACUAUCAAUCGUCGUUCUGAUGCAUACGGCGGCUCCCCCGCGGCUCGUGCCAAGCUCAUCGUCGACAUUGUCGAGGCCAUCCGUGCAGAGGUUCCCUCGACUUUCUGCAUUGGCGUGAAGCUCAAUUCGGUAGACCACCAGUCGAUUUCAGAAUUGAAAGACUGCAUCGAGCAGUUGCACGCCAUUGCGGCUGCUGGGGUCGAUUUCGUAGAGAUCAGUGGAGGAACUUAUGAGAACCCGGUGGUAAGGAUCGAUCUAGAUUACUUCCCCACUGUCCCUACUCCCAUUUCGGGCAUGAUUUUGGGCAAUAAGGAACUAGAGAAGUCGGACCGCACAAAGGCACGUGAGGCAUUCUUCCUAGAAUUCGCCAAGGCCAUCCGUAGCGAGUUUCCAGAGGUGCCAUUGAUGGUGACUGGCGGGUUUCGCACGCGGCAGGGCAUGGAAGCUGCUGUUGCGGAAGGCCAUUGCGACUUGAUAGGCAUUGCAAGACCUGCUUGCUUGAACCCCGCACUGCCCAAGAACACAAUCUUCAACUCGGAGCUUGCAUCCGAAGACGCAAAAGUGUAUGCAAGGAGGAUUGACGCACCGUGGCUGCUGAAGAAGAUUGCUGGGUUUGGCGUCGGAGCAGGAAUGGAAUCCACAUGGUACUCAAAGCAGAUUCAAAAGCUUGGCAAGCUGUAA
Molecule: messenger RNA, 813 nt
Organism: Phaeoacremonium minimum UCRPA7
Lineage: Eukaryota; Fungi; Ascomycota; Sordariomycetes; Togniniales; Togniniaceae
Product: putative nadph dehydrogenase protein
Exons: 3
Coding region: 1-813 (270 amino acids)
Molecular function (GO): oxidoreductase activity; FMN binding
Source: RefSeq, a predicted model, not a curated record